Molecule: messenger RNA, 3238 nt
Organism: Branchiostoma belcheri (Belcher's lancelet)
Lineage: Eukaryota; Metazoa; Chordata; Leptocardii; Amphioxiformes; Branchiostomatidae
Exons: 9
Coding region: 287-2860 (857 amino acids)
Biological process (GO): glycolipid biosynthetic process
Cellular component (GO): membrane
Molecular function (GO): galactosylceramide sulfotransferase activity
Source: RefSeq, a predicted model, not a curated record
ACAUAGCGACAGGUUAGGAAUAAAACAACAGGUUACACAAUAAAAGUGAAGUAACUGUAAACAUUUUAAUUUGACGUAGAAAUAAUGCAAUGUGUUUUUUUUCCGCCAGGAGGCGUAGUGUGACAAUUGCUUAAGCGUUAACAGUUUUACGGAGGUCAAAAUUCACGCCACAGCUGACACAGUAAAGAAACCUUUGCUCGCCCCUUUGUGAUAAAACGGGACGACGACAGUCCGCUCUGUUUGCAGAACAACGUCCUUGCGAAGCUUCUCUUAAAAGAGGGGCCACAUGGCUUACAAGAUGUCAAAUUCUUGGCCUUUUUGGCUUCUUUUGCUGGGGUGUUUGUUCUACAGUACCAGAGCUCAGUAUUGCACGCAGACCGGACCAUGUAGUUGUACGAUGGAUGACGGAUCAGGCACGAUAGACCUCUCGCCACUCGCCACACAGGGGGGCAUUGCGUACGAAGACUACUAUGCAUCGAUGUACCCUGACGGUUUCACCUACUCCUGGAACCCGUGUUACGCCUUCAGCAAGUCUGGAUGCACGGGUGUCGCUGUGUGCCAAGUCGGUCAGGCGGACCCGUCAGAAGCCUAUGAUCUUGGUGUACAGGAAAACGCAAUUUUUCAACCGGAUACAACCGGAACUGGAGUAGCGCUAUACUACUACAGUUUAUCCUAUGAAAGAACGACGAAAAUCUCGCUGAUUUGCAGCUCCUCUUCUUUCACGACAUUUACAGUGGAUGGGGAGGACCCUUCUUACUUCAAUAACUACGACUUCCGUUUGGAAAGCCCGUACUGCUGUACCCAGGACGGCCCAGACCCAGGACCAGGCCCGGGACCCGGCCCUAUCGUGGUUACUGUCAACAUCAGCGUCGGGUCUAUCCUCUGCAUCGUUUUCUUUCCGACUGUAUUUAUCUACAUUGUGGGCGGUGUGCUACUUAACAAGUUCGCCCGUCAAAAGGAGGGAAAGGACGUCAUACCUAACAUGGAGUUCUGGGCCUCGCUACCAGGUUUGAUAAAGGUUCAUAAGUGUGGUUCCACCACAAUCCAGUCCAUAUUCUUCCACUAUGGCUACAACCACAAGCUGAUCGUGGCUCUACCAAAGAGCGAUCGUAAAGCAUGGAUAGGAAAACCCCACAGCAUCCCAAGCACGUCCUACAAACCGCCCCCUGGCGGAAAACAGUGGAACAUCUUCAACCACCACAACGUCUAUGACAGGGACAUGUUUCUGCGUCUCAUGCCCAAAGAUACAAAAUUCGUCACCAUCCUCAGAGAACCCAUAAGUCGACUGAGUUCAGCUUUUAACUACUUCAUGCUGUACAAGUACUUCACGAACAUGGUUAACAUUUCUGUUGAAAGGAGGAAGUCGCCGAUUCAACUAUUUUUGAAGGAUCCAUGGUACUGGGAAAAACAGUUUCAUCCAAAGCGCUCGGCAUAUGGUUCGCUCAACGACCUUGGUUGUAUCCAAAACUGCAUGGCACAAGACCUUGGUAUGGAACGAAGCCAAUACAACAACGCUAACGCCGUAAAACAUUACAUAGAAAAGCUUGACAAAGAUUUUACAAUAAUGAUGAUUCUAGAGAAGCUGGAAGAAUCGUUGGUGCUUCUGAAAAGGCGCAUGUGUUGGUCUCUUCGAGAUAUCAUCUUUUGGGAGAACAGAAAGUUCAAGAAGAGACAAUAUUUUGUCAAAGCCGGAGAUGUGCGGUUUCGCGGGAUCCGUGAUAUUGGAAGUCUUCUAGAAGCAUCAAACCAAACAGCAGAUACUCAGUGUGCCAGACAAGAUAAUUUCGUGUUUGCAAAGGUGCACAAAUGCGGUUCCUCUACAAUUCAGGCCAUCUUCUUCCAUUAUGCCUACACCCACAAGUUGAUAGUGGCUCUUCCAAGGCGAGUCAGGAGAGCCUGGAUAGGAAAACCCCACAUCAUCACAGAAAAGUCCUACAAACCGCCCCCUGGCGGAAAACAGUGGAACAUCUUCAACCACCACAACGUGUACGACAGAGAGAUGUUUCUCAAGCUCAUGCCAGCAGAUACGAAAUUCGUCACCAUCCUCAGAGAACCGUCAAGUCGAAUAAGUUCUGCUUUUAACUACUUCCACAUGCAUAAAUUCUUUAACGGGAUGUCGGAAACUGCUGUUAGAACUAAAACUCCUCCCGUGAAGGUAUUUAUGACGAAUCCUUGGUACUGGGAGAAACGUUUUCAUCCACCUCGAAAAACUGGAGCUGGUUCAAUCGACGAUUACGGUUGCAUCCGAAACUGUAUCGCCCAUGACCUUGGCUUAGAGGAUAAACUUAGUACAGACAAGGAUGCCGUGAAGCGUUACAUCGAAAAGUUGGACGGAGAUUUUACAACAGUGAUGGUUUUGGAGAAACUAGACGAAUCGCUGGUGCUUCUAAAACGUCGCAUGUGUUGGUCACUGAGAGACAUCAUCUAUAGAAAAGGCACAAAGCUCAAGAGCAGAUCUUACAAGUUUAAAGAGGAAUCCCUGAAACUUAAAGGAUCAGAAAUGCAGAAUAAUUUCACACAAGAAAUGCUUCACAACUUUGAGAACUUCAGCGCAGCAGACUUUGCAAUCUACAAACAUUUUUAUGCAAAGUUGUUAAAAGAAAUUGCACAAGAAGGACAGGAUUUUGUCAAAGAAGUGUCACAAUUCAAGCAUAUACUAGUCGAGGUGGGACACUACUGUAGAACACCGCAUAAACCACCAGUAUUGUGGAUUGAACAGUCAAAGUGGAACGCACGGUUCUCUAUAAAUGUACAGUUUUGUUCAUUGCUAAGAAGAGAACGACCUGGCUGGGCGGGGCUUCUGAAUAAACGAUACAAUGAUCAUGCCACGAACGGUAAACAUAAACAUAAACAUGAUUAGCAUUAUUUGGCGAGGGUAUGAGAUCGUGGAACUCUAGUAUUUUUAUUUCCUAUAAUGGUUUAUAUUUGGAACCUUGAGUAUCUUAUGUUACAAUUGAUUGUAGUGUCUCCAAUCAUUGAUUUUACUGCGUGAUAGCAGUGUUACUACUAGCUCCUCGCUUUUACAGAAGAUAUUUUGUGCACACAAGAUUUUAAUAAAACAAAAAAGCACAAGAAUAUCUUUUCUACAUCUUAAUUAAUAGACAGAUGUGAUGUCUGUAAAAUGUACUUUUCAUUGAGGUCACUGUGGUACAUGUACAUGAAAUUGAUGCAGAUACAUGAUCUUAUAAAGGUGCUAUCAUUACUGAUUAUGAAACUACAUAAAACAUAUAACGUUAAC